Messenger RNA from Lasiodiplodia theobromae, 900 nucleotides. Its product is annotated as C6 transcription factor. NCBI's taxonomy places the organism in Eukaryota, Fungi, Ascomycota, Dothideomycetes, Botryosphaeriales, Botryosphaeriaceae. Gene Ontology annotation, biological process: regulation of DNA-templated transcription. The transcript is spliced from 3 exons. The record is from RefSeq and is a predicted model, not a curated record. Gene Ontology annotation, molecular function: DNA-binding transcription factor activity, RNA polymerase II-specific; zinc ion binding. The coding region runs from base 1 to 900 and encodes 299 amino acids.
AUGGAAUCCCCAACAGACAACAACAUUCGCAAGCGCGUCUGCAAGGCCUGCGACCGCUGUCGCCUCAAGAAGUCCAAGUGCGAUGGCUCUAGCCCGUGCGGCCGCUGCAAGGCCGACAACGCCAUCUGCGUCUUCGGCGAACGCAAGAAGUCCCACGACAAGGUUUACCCCAAGGGCUACGUCGAGAUGCUCGAGCAACAACAGUCGCAGCUGGUCGCCGGUCUCCGUGAGCUGUACAGGAGACUAAAUGCAGGCGAGGGAUGGCCCGGUGCACCAUUGGCCGAGCAGCAGGGCGGCCACCCGCUCACCCACGACAUCCUCGAGAGACUUGACCUCCUGCAAUCGAAAGAAGGAUCGUCUCAGUUCGAGCCGUUUGAGGAGGACUUCACGCGCAUGGAGAAGAGGCUUCGGGACGAGGAGGAGGCACAAGCAGGUCCCGCCCUCAAGAGGAGAGGCUCCAUUGGCUCCGAGUCGGACCACGCCCACGCUUCUUCGCCCUCCUCGCACGGCAGCCCGCCCACUCCGCCCAAGAUGCACUGGGAGCCCAACUUCCCGAGGGCCCCCAGCUCGCUCAGCAUCUCGACCUCGCCGGCUUCGAUGAGCCAGCCGCUCCAGCACGGCCUGCCGCUCAACGACCCCAGCAUGAAGCCUCAGCCGCAGUUCUGGGACGCGAGACAUUCGGCACCGCAGACGACCAACGAACUCAUGCGCUCGCCCUUCGCCAUGGAGGACCCGAUUUUGGAAACAAUGAUGGCUGGCAACCUCGCAACCUCGUUUGACUUUGGAACGUACGACGCCCCCAUGGAUCCCUACUCGGGCCAGCCGAUCAUGAGCGACCCUUGGAUCACCUCGAUAAACCCGAGCGCGCUGCAGAACGAUUUCUCAACACAAUUCGCAUGA